ACGGCUUGCCCAUUACGUUACAGCGGUCUCCUCCGCGGCUUGUCUCCUGACACCACCAUGCCGGCUGAUGCCAAUGGUCAGUCCAUGCCAACCAGCGCUUCCGCGAACUAUGUUCCUCUCUAGGCCGGAUAGAGAAGCCUCGACUUUUUGCUGGAAAACGAGGCGAAGACCCCACCACCUGGCUCGAAGAAUAUGAAAGAGUCAGUGACGUCAAUAUGUGGGACGACUCGUUUCGCCUCGUCAAUGUCAUCUUCUAUCUGGCGGGAACAGCAAAGGUGUGGUUUGAAAACCAUGAAGACUCCAUAACGUCCUGGGAUGCAUUUAAAACCCAGCUAUCGGCCAUAGUUGGAAACGCUCAGUUCCAAAAAAAGGAGGCCGAAGGUUUACUUGCCACUCGAGCUCAGCAGCCCCAGGAGACCUGCACAGACUACAUCGAAAACGUCCUGAAGCUCUGUCGAAUCAGCAAUCCCGCAAUGUCACACGAAGAAAAGGUAGGCCACCUGUUAAAAGGCAUUGCAGAAGACGUAUUUAAUUUUCUUUCGGUGCGGAACGUAACCACUGUCGAAGAGCUAGAGACAGAAACACGCAAGUUCGAGGCGAUGCGGCGAAAUCGUAUACGAAGCCCGGCCUUCGAGCGCCUGCCUAACGUUCACAACAUCGCCGCUAUGGAUUAGUGCGGUCCUGACCUGGAGACCAUGGUGCGUACCAUCAUUCGUCAAGAACUACAAGCACUCUUCCGCAACCAACACGGUACCCCUUCCUUUUUGUCGAAUAUCCGACAAGUUGUGAACGAAGAAAUGCGCGAGUUUGGAGCCGACAUCAGUCCCCAUACCACCCACAACCAAGAGCUACCGUCUCCAGGCCCAUUUCCGCAACAGCAACCUCGACCACCUGCCUGGCAGCCCCCAACAUCAAUUCCUGUCCAAUCGAGCUUCCCGGUCCCACAAUAUCAGACCUUUCCUCCUAACGGCCCUUGGACCCCUUCUGCAUACUACCCAUCAUAUGGAAAUUACAGGAGGUCCGCUACUUACGGACGCACUCCCGACGACCGCCCAAUUUGCUUUGGAUGUGGACGUGUAGGUCACAUUCGGAAGUACUGCCGCUCUUGUCCGCCUAAGCUUUGGAAUACUCUGAACUCACGUAAAGACGCUUGGUAUGAUGACGCUUCAGCUUUUGGAGGCAUUUCGGGAAAGUCGUCGUCCACUCCUCGCAGCAUGCCACGAUGUCGGUCCCGCUCUCCACCGCCAUCCUCGCCUGCUCCCUACCGACCUACUUCUCCGCCACCGUCACGGCGCUCUAGGUCCCCAGCGGGAAACUAAAGAAAGCGACCUUCGGGGGCCGGGCCGCUACAAGUAUUGACCAGGAAGUGCCCCUCAGCAACGUGCUUCGCAUGCCCAAGAACAUUGUUGAUAUCCACAUUGACGGUACCCACAUUCAUGCUCUCACUGACACAGGCACAUCGGUUAGCGUGAUCAGUGAUCGGCUGCGGAGAAAGUUGAACAAGGUUGUGACCCCAUGGACCAGUCCUUGCCUUCGAGGCGUUAAUGCGCACUUAUUGGACCCAAUAGGACUUUGCACACCACGUAUCACCAUCUCAUCGCACGUCGUACCCGCACAGUUUUGUCAUUCUGGAACACUGCUCCCAUGAUCUCAUUCUAGGAAUAGAUCUCCUGCGUGCACACCGAGCCCUCAUUAAUUGUGCUUCGGACGAGGUGGAAAUAUCGCCAUUUUCUAAUCUGGAAUACGAAAGCGACUUUAAGCGCGCAGGUUGUGAUAUAUACCAGCUAACUCUCGACACUACUACCGUGCUUCCCGCACAGGCGGCUCUCUGUGCACAAGCAUCAUCAUCCCUUAUAGCCGCACAGACGAACCCUCAAGACGUUAUUACUGAACCAAAUGAUCGCCUCAUGCUCCAAAAAGGGAUUGUAUCUUCCCGCAGCCUAGUGACGCUGGCAAACGGCUCAACUUCUAUUUGGCUCGUUAACCCAGGCUUCUCUCCACAAACGCUUCCUAAGGGCGUAACAGUCGCUUCAUUUACAAUGCCGAUAUCCUGCGCCAGCUACAUCACCGCCUCCUGACCCAGCUGAGGACAUACUCCCGGAGCGCCUUCUGUCCAUGAUCGACGGUGCGCUCGACGACGAGAACCGAGUAAAAAUUAUGCGACUUCUGCACCCUUACGGUACUAUCUUUGACUUCGAGAAGAGGCCCCUGAAACGCACAUCCGUCGUCAAACAUUGUAUCGACAGUGAGGGUCAGGGUACCAUAAGGCAGAAGCCGUAUCGAGUGUCCUUCGCUGAACGCCAGGUCAUUCAAAAAGAAGUCGAUGACAUGUUGAAAGGCGACAUUAUCCAGCCCUCUUGCAGUCCCUGGGCUGCACCAGUUGCUUUAGUACGAAAGAAAGAUAACUCAUGGCGCUUUUGUGUCGACUACAGAAAACUCAAUAAGAUCACUAAGCGGGAUACCUAUCCAAUGCCACGUAUUGAUGACGCACUCGAUUCCCUACAAAAUGCAAAAUAUUUUUCCUCGAUCGAUAUGCGAUCUGGAUGCUGCCAAAUGGGCUUUACGAGUUCAAAGUAAUGCCGUUUGGUUUGUGCAACGCCCCAGCUACCUUUGAGCGAAAGGUCGACAACGUUCUUGGCAAUUUGAAAUGGACCACUUGCCUCUGCUACUUAGACGACAUCGUUUUGUUUGGAUCUACGAUUGAUGAGCUCAAUGUCCGUCUCGACCAAGUUCUUAAUUGCAUGCGCGCCAACCUCACGCUGAACAGUAAGACGUGCCGGUUCGGUUCACAAGAACUCACGAUCCUCGGCCAUGUCGUGUCUGCCGACGGUAUUCGGCCUCUCCCUAAGAAGAUCGCCGCAGUUGCAGAAUUUCCCUGUCCAACCACUGUUAAGUCUUUGCGGAGUUUUCCUGGGUUAUGCUCUUAUAUCCGCAGGUUCAUCAAGGACUUCACGAAAAAGCACACCCCCUUCAUGCCCUUUUAAAAAAAGGCUCUUUGUAGAGUUGGACUUACGAACACGAGAGCUCCUUCCAGAUCCUCAAACGCGAACUUUCUUCCGCCCCUUUACUACGACACUUCAACCCAGACAAACCAACGGAACUUCACACGGAUGCUAGUGGAGUGGGACUCGGUGCAGUCCUGGCUCAACGCUGGGAGAACGUAGAACACCCGGUUGCCGGGGGGUAUUGUCACGGGUAAUAGGCGAGCGUAAAAGGACGAAGACGUUAUCUUGCGCGGGUAGCGUUCUCGCUCCCUCUCGUGCUGGCCGCAUAAUAAACAGCAGUCACCUCCGAUUCUCUUAACAAUGUAAAGUCAGAAUUCGUCUGCUACUGUGUUUCGCUGUUCUGCGAAUUCAAGUGCUCGCAAAUGAUUGCAGCUAACUUGGAACCUGUAGACCUGAAUCUGUAGACAAAAAGUGCAACACGUUUUCCAGAAUAUAAGCCUUGAGAAAAAUAUGGGACCGUUUUGCGCUUUACUUGAAAGUUUCCAAUUUAGUACGCGGGGACGUUCCGUCGCUACCCGCAGACGAUGGUGCGAUGGAGAAAGCACGUUCGUGAUUGGUUACCGCCGUUGAAAACACGAUACUGAUUGGCUGACUCGUAGUUGUUACGUCGCGUCGACGAGUAAGCAGGCUUUCUCAAUCUAGAUGGUGUUGCAACGGCCACCACAGUCACCCACGAGGAAGGAGCCGAGCAGGCUCCGAAACCGGGUAUAGGAGCUAUUCACGUACGUCACUGAAAUGAUGCAUGCUGGGACCGGUCGGCAUUUUGUGGUACCAUCGCCGUACAUCUGCGUACUUUCUAAAGGCUUACGCCGUGAUUUUUACCCGUUGAUUCUUUCCACGUGGGAUUUUGCGACAUUAUGCAGUAGUCGCACUCAGGUGAAGAAGCUGAAGGCUAGGAGCAAUCAGCCAGACCCUCACUUCUUCAAAAGACCGAAUUAAACGAGUGAAAAGACACAGGAGUUCUCAGAAAGGCGCUGCCGUGAAUGGCUGUCACGCAUGAACAACAAGACCUCGGUCCAGACUUGGACAAGUACAUGGUUUGCUCACGGCACUUCAUCUCAGGAUCUCCGUCACAACUCUUGGAUGAACGCAACCCUGAUUGGGCACCUUGCCUGCACUUAGGCUAUGACAGCAGAGGUGCUACCACUAAUGGAAGCCGCUACAAAAGGCUCAAGCAGCGUCAGUCAGCUGUAGGCAUAGUUGCCACAGACGCAACACCGGGAUCAGUGUCAUCAAUUCUAGUCUCAGCAGAGCCUUUUGAUGCUGAUGCCCUUUCUGAUGACAUGCCAAGUACGAGUACAAAGGAUGCCAAACUGGAUUGA
Messenger RNA from Ornithodoros turicata, 4327 nucleotides. RefSeq lists its product as uncharacterized. The record is from RefSeq and is a predicted model, not a curated record. The transcript is spliced from 4 exons. NCBI's taxonomy places the organism in Eukaryota, Metazoa, Arthropoda, Arachnida, Ixodida, Argasidae. The coding region runs from base 3989 to 4327 and encodes 112 amino acids.